This is a messenger RNA of Wyeomyia smithii (pitcher-plant mosquito), 8413 nucleotides long. It is a transcript of the gene Root, whose product is annotated as rootletin. The transcript is spliced from 12 exons. Bases 140 to 7048 code for a protein of 2302 amino acids. The record is from RefSeq and is a predicted model, not a curated record. NCBI's taxonomy places the organism in Eukaryota, Metazoa, Arthropoda, Insecta, Diptera, Culicidae.
UCUACUAAAAGUGUGUAAAAGUCAUAAUAUUCAAACUAGUGAAAAAUCGGUGAAUCGCUGAGACUGACUAUAACUUCGGUUUCGAAAAAAAAGAACUCUUCAACGAGCUUCACCGGGAUUCACAGUUCUGGACAGCAGCAUGCAGGCCUCAACUGCUAUCGAAACAAACAGCGACGACGGUGUCAUCCUUGAUAGCGGCAACAUUGAUGAUGUCGACCACAAUUUCCAACAAAAACUAGUAGUAAAUAUUAAUACCGGUGUUAGAUCGCGUAAAGGUGUUCAUUUGGACAGUGCUGCCAGCGCCGGCUUGAUCCCCUUCAUGGUGCAAAACGGUGCCCAGCGAUCGUUGGAACUACUGAGGCACAUUGUCGCCCAGGAACAGCGCAUGUCGACUGCUGGUGACGUGAAAGUGGUGUUCAUCGAAAUUAGCGAAUUGUGCUGCGCUACCAAGGUGAACGAUAAACAAAUUAUCUUCUGCAACAACUUCCAACGGGACGAGCCUCCUGUGGGUCGGCCAGUUCCUCGUCGUUCGUCAACUGGUUCGUACGAUUGUUUGCGGAUAGUGACAGCGGUUGCGGUCGAUAGUAGCCAUUUGUUGGAUUACCUGCGGGUGGACGAGAAAGGAUCUGGUUCCGGUAGAACAGAAGUGCAGGCCUGCAGCGAGAUUUGUCGUUUGAAAACGACGGAACAUCCCGCUAGCGGUUCGGCCGCCUGGAGUGGUGAUUGUGGUGACGUAUCCGGAAGUGUCAAACUUUCCAUUGGUGGCAAGAGUCGAAAGGAAUCUUCCCUCACGAAGCUAACGAGAGGAGUUUAUAGGCGUGCCCCAUUCGGUAGUGACUGUUUCGAGCAGUUCUGUGUCAAGUGCCGGAUUUAUCUGUUGGAAAACUUUCAAAAGUUUAAAAACAACUUUUCCAUUAUGUCACGUUUGGGUGGCAAAGAUUGCGCACCUAGCAUAGUGUCUCGCCAUCUUGGUGAAGGAGGUGGCGGAUCCGGCAGUGGAACUGGACACGGAGAUCGUAGAAAACCUUUCUCUCGACCGUUCAACAAGUCUCGCCUGGAAUCAUCGGCUACAGGGGCCGCACCAUCAUCAUCCAGGAUGUUGAGUCCACCAUCACCGGACACUAGCUCUUUGAUAAGGCAAAACAAUGAACUGCGUCAUCGCCUGCAAGAGGAGGCAAGUAAUUACCGACGCCGCCUCGAGACGUACAAACAGGCUCAAAACAAUCAGGCAGCACUUGUCAGUCGCUUGCAGACAAAAGUACUACAGUACAAGCAACGUUGUACCGAACUGGAGCAAACACCAGCUCAAAGUUCUUGCCCGGUGUACAAUGCACGGGAAGCAUCUCCGAGCCGGCAUCGUCAUGUACCAUCUUCGGCGGUGUGUACUACCGCUGCAACGGCAGGUCCUUGCCCUGGGAACGCUCCGCUAAGUCUACCACCCUGCCCGGUGGUAGCGAGAGAACGAUCACGCUCGAGAUCCCGGUCGCAAUCACCGUGUCGCAAAUAUGCUGACGGUGGCCACGAUGAGAUCCGACAUCAGCUCGAUGAGGAACGACGACGCUGCGAAAAGUUACUGGUCGAGAACUCCUGCCUGCGCCAGCAGCUGGAGGAGUCCCAACGAUCCAACGAAGCGUUGACCAAUGAUCUCCAGAAGCUUACCACGGACUGGGAAAGCUUACGGGAUGAACUACUGGCCAAGGAGGACGAAUGGAAGGAGGAAGAACAGGCUUUCAACGAUUAUUACAACAACGAGCAUACCAGGCUGCUUAAAAUGUGGCGCGAAGUCGUAAAUAUGAAGCGCAUGUUUAAGGAGAUGACUUCGACCACAAAGAUGGAGUUAGGCCGAAUGCAGCUGGAGCUAACCGGAACUACCCGUGAAGUAUCUGGUGCCUGCAGUGGAGUUUCUGUGAAUCUGAAGCAAUCAUCUAGAAUAGAGGAAGCACAGCAAAUGCACAUUGAACGGGAAAAUAUCGAACUGAAGUCGCAGCUGGGUGAGCUUAAAUUGCAGCACGAAAACGCCAAGCAUGAAAUUGCUCAGCGAGAUCAACGACUUCAGCAGAUGUUGCAGAACCUUAAACUGAUGGAAGAACGCAACGCCCAAGCAGAGGGUCAAGUUGGACAGACGCAGCGUUUGAACGAUGAAUUAGAACGUCUGCAGGGUGCGUUACGUGACAUAGCGCACGCAGUGGUGCAAGAUGCCGAGACAUCAGCAGCAAACGUUGAAACGGACAACAACAUUUCGGCGCACCAUCUUCACCUAUCACAGUCGGGUAGUGGACUUACGGCUCAACCCAGGUCACCAAAGCGCGGCACCCUCCGGACAUCGCAAGCUUUCGCCGAGGGAACCAUUUCCGCCGUACAGGCGGCAUUGCACAAGUAUCAAUUAUCCAUUCAUGACUUGCAGGUAAAGCUGCAAUCCAACAGCGACGCCCUGACAGCCAGCAAGAAACAACUGGAAAACUGCGAGCAUACCCGUGAAGUCCUGACCGGAAAGGUAUCCGAAUUGACCGAGAAGCUGGACUCGGCCAACCAUCAACUGUCGGAGUUGUACAAAGAGCGGGAUAGUUUACAGAAGACGCUAGACGGACUACGCACUGAUAAGCACUCCGUUGAAAGGGGAAAAGCAGAACUGAAUUCGAUCGUUGAUAGUCUUAAUACGGAUUACGAAAAACUACAACACGUCAAUAGUAAACUACAGAAAAUGUACGAUUCGUUAGAGGACGAGAAAAAGAUGGUGGAAAGCGAACUGCAGCGUGUACAAAAGGAUAAGGACCUUCAGGAAAUGAAUCUCAGAGCUGAAGAGGAACGUUCGAGCCGUCUUCGGGAGGAAACCAUCACACUAAGGGAGGAGCUGAACAAACUAUACCUAGCGCGUGAUUUGCUAGAACAGCAGCGAAUCGAAUCGGAAGGAUUGCUUAAUAUAAUCGAGAAGCAAAAGUUGGAGCUAGAAUAUGAGCUGGAUCGGACCGUUACCGAGCGAGAUGGGCUGCUAAUUAACCUGGAUAAAAAAGGUUCCUCCAACGAGCAUUUGGAGAUGGAAAUUAAGCAGCUUAGAGAAACUAUCCUUCAGCUUGAAGAUGAACGAGGCAAACUAAAGACACAGGUUUCCGACCAUGCAGUAGAUUUAGCUACGUUGAAAAAAGAAUUGAUAUCAGCGGAACAAGCUCGAUUGGAUCUAGAUUCGGAAAAGUUGACAAUCAGUGAACGAUUAAAAUGCUUAGAAAUGGAAAAGGAUAAAAUUGAACAGGAGCUGAGCUGCAUCGGUAGGGAAAGAAAUGAUAUAAGUAAUCAACUGGCCACCAUUUCACGUAAGAAGGAAACUAUUGGUGAGGAAGUGAUGCGGCUCAGACAACGAUUGGAACAGGCUAAUGAGAUGAAUGCUAGACUAAAUCGGAGCCUGGAAGAAUUAGUUAAAGAGAGCGAAGAAAAAUCAGUUGCGAUCGAAAGUCACGAAAAAGAACUUCAGCGAUUACAGGAGCAACUGGCCUCAUUACGCAGCGAAAAAGAAUCACUGGAGGCUGUGCUGUUCGACACCAACACAUCACUAGAGGAAGCCGAAGCCCGCAAGGACGCGCUGGAGCGAGAAAACCAGGAUUUGUUAAUCAAACAGGAAUCACACAAGGCCCUGAUCGCUCGCUUGAACAAGGAUCUAGAAAACGCGGAACGUCGUGCGCAGGACAUUAAAAUCCAGCUGACAAACGCAGCUGCCAAUCAGGAAGCCGAAUUCCUGCAGAAGUUGUCCAAUUUGCGUACUUUUGGCGAAGAAAAUAUCAAGAAGCUGAAUGAGGAAAAGGAAGCCAUUCGAAGUUCGUUAGAAAAACGAAUGAGCCAAGCUUUGCAGGCAAUGCAAGGAUCAAAGGACGCGGAAAUUCAAGCACUCAAAGAGCAGUUUGAAACACUCCAGAUGCACCUCGAAGCUCUAAAUCAGCAGCAUGAAGAAACGAUUCUUCGGGCGGAGAACGAAAAACAGCAAGCGCUACUAAUUGCACAUCGAGACAAGCAAGCCGUUAUGGAGAAGUUGGACGGCGUAACUCGAGAGCUCAAGCUAGAGCUCGACAACAGUGACCGGUUAAAGAGAGAGAUGAUGGCUCGUCAGGAAAAGGACCGAACCACCAUUGGCUGCUUACGCGACGAAAUUUCCAAGAUGCGUGCCAAAAUGGAGGAAGCUCGCAUCAGAGCCGACGAGGAAUUGAACCGCCUAGAAGUAAUGCAGGGCGCGUUGAGAGAAGAGAAAGAUGCUGCUACGAAAGAAAUUGAAGAACUGAAGAUCCAAGUGAGGUUGGCAGAGGACCGCUGCGAUGCUGUUCACCUACAAUUACAGGAUACUCACCGAAAGCUGAAGGAAGCGGAAAAUUGUAUUGAUUCCACGAGGAAAGAAUUAACAGACACACGAAGAACGUUGGCUGAUAGUAAUAUCGAACGUGACAAGUAUGCGAACAGUAACAAAGAGUUAAGGGAUCAUGUGAAGCGAGUCGAAGGACAACGUCGCGAGCAGGUCCGUUCAAUGGAUGAUGCUCUACAGAAAAUUGCCGGUCUUGAAGAAUCUCGCAAUCUACUGGAACAGGAGAAGGUUCGACUGCAGACUAUUCUGAAGGAAACAGAGCAUAACAUGUCUAAAAUGGGACAGGAAUUGUCGACAGCACAAUGUAACAUUCAGAAAUAUCAAUCACAGACAAACCAGAACGAUGCUGCCGAGAAAGAGCUUCAAGCGCGGCUAGCAAAUGAAACAGAAGAAAAGGAACGUACUUUACAGGAACUACACCAGAUCAAGAAACAGCUGGCUGACUUGGAGGGAUCACUGUGUGCCACCCGUCAGGAGCUGGGCCGUGUUCGUUGCAAAGCCAACCAGGACGAACAUCGCUUCCAUCAGCGUGAACAAGAACUAUGCGCUAGGAUGGAAGAUGGCAGAGGGCGAGAAAAACGGUUAGAAGAUCAAAAGCAUAAUCUAGAGGUUUGUCUAGCGGAUGCUACACAACAGAUUCAGGAGUUAAAAGCAAGGCUAGGAGGAUCAGAGGGGAGGGUUCGAGCAUUAGAUGAACAGAUGGUUCAGCUGGAAGCUAUCAAGAAGGAAACGGAAAACAAAUUGAGCUCAAUCGGGCAUACUUUGCGUCGCAUCGCCGGUAUUCAGAUGGACGGUUCGGUAAGUUUACCGUACCGGUUGCUUAGUCCAUCCAGGAGAUACAGUCCGGCUCGUGGACGAAGCGAACGGGACGAAUUUCAUCAUCAUCAUCACCAUCAUCACGAAACUCGCAGUUUAUCGGGAGAUAAUGCGAUCAUCGAUGUCGAUCCGGAGAUGGUUCGCAAAGGAGUGCGUACGUUAAUGCAACAGGUGGCCCAAAUCGAACGCGAACGGGAUGACUUUAAAGUGCAGCUGUGCUCAUCCAAGAAACAACUUCAGGAAAGUUGCGACAACCAGAUGCGUUUAGAGGGAAAAAUCUGUAAACUUCAACAGCAUAAUCGAGCGGUUAACGAAGACAAGACCAAUCUAGAGGCGAAGUUGGCACAGAAAAUCAGCUCACUUCAUUCUACAGAGGAGACACUACGUCAGAAAAAUGACGAACUGAAUGUCACUCGCGAGAAGGGUAUUCAUUUAGAACAAUCGCUGGCGAGUUUGACCGAAGAGAAGGGACAGCUGGAAGAGCGACUGGAGAAAUGUAGACAGCAUGCAUGUCGUUUAGAAUCCGACAAACGGCACUUGCAGGAGGAGCUCACGCGAACCGAUGGUCGCGCAUCAAAGUUGGACCUGCAACGGGUAGCUUUGGAAGGAGAUAUUCAACGAUUACAAAUGGCACUUCAAGAGAAGGAUUGUACCAUAAGAAAUCAACAGGAGCGACUAGAGAACCAUCAACGAACUUUAACACAACUUGAGGAUCGUUGCGCAGCACUCAAGAGCACCGUUGAUCAGCUGAAGGAACGUUUACAGGCUGCAGCCAUAACGGAAACGGAACUGCGAGGUGAAAUCACUGGCUUACAUCGCCACACAGCCGACCAAGGGCAUACAUUCGCACUCGGACAGGAUAAGCUGAAGCAGCUGCAAAAGUCGCUCACGAACAGCGAAAAUGAGCGCCGAGUUCUCUCGGAACGGUUGGACGCUUCUCAGCAUACGAUCAACGAGCUGAGACGCAACCAGCAGGCCGUUCAGGAUCAGACGCAGCGUCUGCAGGAGCAAAUGGCUGAGUGCGAGGUCCAGAAGUCGGCUCUCGAGUCGCAGCUUAGAUUGGCCAAAUGGAACCAGGAGAAUUCGGAGCAGUUUGGAGCGACCGCUGGUAGCGAUCAGGACCUUGCUCGUCAGUUGGUCAACUCUCAGCGGGAUCGCACGGAAUUGAGGAAUAAGGUCGAAGCACUGCACGAGAAAGUUAGACAUUUGGAGAAUGAGAAGCGCGGUUUAGAAAAGAGUAGUAAAUUCUCUGGCCACGUGCAGUAUGAUCGUUCCGAAAAGAGCCUAACGGCAGAUCGUGGUGAGUUUGAUUCGAAUAGGCUCGAAUCGGGCAGCUUCGCUGGUUCAACGACGGCGUUAAAGUACAGCUGUGGUCUUGAUCACGGCCAGAUCGAGCAGGAAAGUCGAGAGCUGCGCAUCAAAGUGCGUCGAUUGGAAACGUUACUAGCGGAAAAAGAGGCCGAACUGGCAAGGGCUAAAGCGAAGAUGGUUGAGUCACCCGUAAAAACUAGCGGAUGUGGAGGAAUGAGCGGUGACGUUGAACGCUAUCGGACUGCGCAAAUUCAAGCAGAGCGGUUGCUGGAUGCAAGAGAGCAGUCCCAUCGUCAGCAGGUGCUACGGUUGGAAAAUCAAAUCUCAAUGUUGCGAGAACAGCUCGCACAGGAAGCCAAGCGAAGACAGAUGUAUAUUCUGAGAAGCUCACGUGCUGGUAGAGAAAUGCAGCAAUUACGCCAAACGUUGGGCGAUUCGUUAAGAAACGUAGCGCAGGAUCCGAUCGAUUCCAGCGUGUUGGAGAGUGAGGCGAGAAGAUUGGACAGCGCCGUAUCGUUAAGCUUACCGCCGACCACUUCACGUGACUACGAUUGUGCAUUAAGUCCUACUUAUCGCUGAACUAUCGAGCUGCGAAAAGGAAAAGCAUGUAGCGUACCAUUAUAGUAUUUGGAAUCGGACCACUGCCUUAUACUUAUACCAAAGAUAAAAAUGCAUUUCAAUCAGUUAAUUGUUACGCGUACAGUUUUGCAAAAACAAUCGUUUGAUGUCGAAUGUAUUACUAAUUUUAACAAAUUCAAGUCUUGUGUAUGCCAGACUUAUAUUAAUCAGUUAUAUGAAUCAACUCACUAGUCCUCUUUUCUUGUUUUGAAAAGAAGAUAUGUAGCGUUAAAGAAGUAUUGGAUAAAUUUACAUAAUUUAAUCACCAUUGCAUAUUAAUAGUCCGCAAUCAUGUCUAUUCUUUUUAAGUCAAAUACCAAGCUGAUUCUAGAGUCAUCCUAUUCUUCAUUAAGAAUAAAACUAAGGUAUGAACGAAGCAAUAUUUAAAGUCACUUUUAACUAUAAUCAUACACGUGUGGGUGUCAGGCUCUACGCACAAGUUUCAAUCAAAUGAACGGCAUGACAAUUUACAAUGCGAGUUCCGAGAUUUAAAACAGCACCAAAACAAACGCAGCAGUAAUUGGGCCCCAAAGCUAUACCAGUUUUUAUAUAUCAUUAGAAUGAGUGGCGUUUUCUGAGCAAAACGUGAUUUUUAAAAAAUGUUUAUCAUUAUCCUUAGAAUUUUAAAAGAAAAAAAAAACUGCUCGAAAUGUCCAAAAUGACAGUUCGCCCAUGUACGGUAUAUGAGCGAACCUGGAAGCGAACUAUCAUUUUGGACAUUUCGAGCAGUUUUGUUCUUUUAAAAAUCGAUAAAUAUUUUUUUAAAAUCACGUUUUGCUCAGAAAAUUACACUCUUUUACCUAAAACAUAAAAAUCAGAAAACUGUGUAAAACUUUGGGACCUUAUUCGCAUUUAUAGACCGUUAGAAUGUAUACGUGCAGUGUAUUGUUGCAUUUAGGGAAAAGAGAGCGGAACUUAAUUUAAUAAUGUUUCUAUAUUUAUUUAUUAUCAUGAACGUCAAUGCUUGAAUUACCAUUUAUUUUGUUUUUGUUUCUUCCGUGUGGUUUUAUGUGCGAAUUGAAAGAGACGAUUUAAAUUCAUCAUAUAAAAAAAUCGUAACAAUUUUUUAUUUUAAAAUAGGCUGUUCUCAUGAUUCGGUUAUACAACACAUCUUUUAAUUGAAUUUUCUUAAACCUAAGCGACUCAUUGAACAGUAUGUAUGUAUCCUCAGCUUUGCAACACAAUGUUCACCAAACCUAGAUGCUGCGUACCGUUUCGUAACGUACCAUUCAUGUUUGACAAAUCACAUCAGAAAUAUGAUUGAAAGUGAUUAAAAUCAUACACAUAAAAAAUAUACGAAUAAUGAAGUAACUUAUAGAAAGUAAA